This is a messenger RNA of Ctenocephalides felis (cat flea), 753 nucleotides long. RefSeq names its product coiled-coil domain-containing protein 134-like. The record is from RefSeq and is a predicted model, not a curated record. NCBI's taxonomy places the organism in Eukaryota, Metazoa, Arthropoda, Insecta, Siphonaptera, Pulicidae. Bases 76 to 753 code for a protein of 225 amino acids. The transcript is spliced from 3 exons.
CAUCGAAUUAGUUUUAAAUAUUGGGCAACAAAAUAUUCAGCAGAAAAAUAUUCUGUAAUAUAUAUAUAUGAAACUAUGUACUAUUUUAUGAAAAUAUUUAUUGUAGUUACUGUACUCAAUAAUGUUCAGUGCUCUGAUAAUAAUGAGUCGAAUGAUAUGAAAAAUAUCUUUGAUUCGAAGAGUUCUACAGAAUUAUAUAAAAGAUUAUUCAAAUUGAGGCGAGUAGAUCAUAAAAAUGCAGUGGAUAACAUUAGAAAAAUGGAUAAUUAUGAAAAGCAAUAUAAUAUGGUGAAAAUAGUCACAAACCAAUUAUUUACGACACUUAGAAAUAGCAGAGCAACUCUGGAAUCAUCUGGAUAUAUUCCUGGUAUGACAGAGUUUCCAACAAACAAAACUACUUUAGAAGCUCUAUCGAGCAUGUUAGAAAAUACAGCAUUAUUUGGUGAUGUUAUGCUUCAUCUUCCGGACAUAACACAACAUUUGCUGUUUUUCAAUAACCAUUGGAAGGUUUUGUACGAAUGGUGUUUAGGAUUUGCUAAUGAGUCAAAAGACUUGUUAGAUAAUAGUACUAUUAAACUUUUUUCAUUGGUUAUUCAAGAAAUGUAUCCAGAUAAAAGGAAUGAGAAUUAUAUUAAUCCAUAUUGGAAGAGUGAAACUAAGAGAAAAUAUAAUAUUGAGAGUUCUAAGCAAAAACCUAAAGCUAAGAAGAAAAUCAAAAAGGUCCUAGACUUUAUAAUGAAUUAUGAGAUCUGA